This is a messenger RNA of Linderina pennispora, 749 nucleotides long. RefSeq lists its product as uncharacterized. The transcript has a single exon. Lineage: Eukaryota; Fungi; Kickxellomycota; Kickxellomycetes; Kickxellales; Kickxellaceae. Gene Ontology annotation, molecular function: protein binding. The record is from RefSeq and is a predicted model, not a curated record. The coding region runs from base 284 to 676 and encodes 130 amino acids.
CGAACCAGUCGCUGGAUGCGCUGAACGCACGGCGGGCGCGGUGCUGGGCGUGACGAUUCCUGACAAGAGCUCAAUCAAUACAUCACCGCUGCCCAACCCGUGGGCACGCCGGCCCAGCAGGGCUGCUGCUGCCCCUACCAGGCCGUCGGCACCGCCGGCAUAUGCGCGCCAGGGCCUGCACGCGUCGCUGAACGACCAGGUGUCCCGCAAUGCCGAGCGCUUGGCGCGGCUCAAUCUCUCGAGCCCAGGCAGUUCGGCUCAGCAGCAGGCGUCGCGCAACGUCAUGGCGCAGAACCCGCUGGGACUGUCGUCGUACCCGCCAUCGGACACGCUUGGGCUUUUCCCACCAGGGCUCCGCCUAGUACUGGCGGAAUCCAGCAGCAGCAGCAGCAGCCAGCCGCCACGGAUGAGCAGCAUGUACAUGACCAAUCCCAGUGCUUCUGCAUCUUCCUCUGCCACACCGGCACCCGUGCAGCAGGCAUCCGCCAAUGCAGCAGCCCCUGGACACACAAUCUCCGAGGCCGAGCGCGCGUCGCUGCGCCAGCGCUUCCAGAGCGAGCUGGACCAGCUCGAGGAGAUGGGGUUCCUGGACCAGGACAAGAACCUGAGGGCAUUGUCGGUCACCAACGGCGACCUGAGUCUUGCCCUGAAUCUUAUUGCCGAUAAUGACGAUUGACCAUUUUCCCUUUUGCAUUUUAACGCUCUCUUAGCCUUUCUCUAUGCUCUCCAAACGAGAUGAAUAUGCCUCC